Molecule: messenger RNA, 7169 nt
Organism: Blepharisma stoltei
Lineage: Eukaryota; Ciliophora; Heterotrichea; Heterotrichida; Blepharismidae
Source: the annotation of a GenBank genome assembly
AUGAAUCCUUUUUGCAAUUAUGACACAGGAGGUUUUUAUAAUACCUCAACUCAAAUUCAAAGCUCAGAUUGUCUUUCAAAAUGCUAUAGCAGCACUCCUUUUUGCGAUUUCAGUAUUCUUGGGGAUGGCAAUUGCGAUAUUCCGUGCGGUAAAUUUUUUUGCGGAUAUGACUUAGGAGAUUGCGGGUACUGCGCUGAAUCAUGUAUUCCAUAUAUAGGUCAAAAAUCUCAAUUAGGAAAUGAGUGUGAUCCUGAGUGCGAUACAGAUUCUUGCUAUUAUGACAUGGGAGCGUGCUCAGAAUGUGCCGAAGGCUGCAAUUUGACUAUAUGAGGAGAUGGGAUAUGCAAUGAGGAAUGCAAUAGUUCUCCAUGUAAUUAUGAUAAUGGAGACUGCUUCAAUAUCACUUGUGCGCCUGGCUGCUACUUGUGAAUGAUUGGAAACUCCAUUUGUGAUGAAACUUGCUAUGUUGAAGAAUGCAAUUAUGAUAAUCUUGAUUGCGAUUGUUCUCCUGGAUGCAUUCCAGAAUUAUUAGAAAAUGAUAUAUGCGAUGAGGUUUGCAAUACCUAUAAUUGUGAUUUUGAUUCUGAAAAGUGUGGGUUUUGUGAAAGUGGAUGCUAUUUAGACAUGCUUAGAAACGAAGUAUGUGAUGAAGCUUGCAAUACUUUUCGUUGUAAAUAUGACAAUUUUGAUUGUGGAUGCUCACCGUAUUGUAUGCCAGAAGAUUAUGGAAAGUGCAAGCCAUCGUGCUUAGUAAGUGAUUGCAAGUAUGAUAGAGUAAGCAGUGAUCCUAGCAAGUGGUGCUAUGAUGAAGAUUUAAUAAAAUACACUAUUUAUCAGCAAUAUUUUGCUGGGAGUACAAAUGCUAUUGUAUCUUUUGAAAUUUGCUCAGUCGCAUCAUCUAAUAAAUGCAAUAUAACAAUGUCAUUAGACUUAACAUCAUGCUACCCUGAAUGCUUGUUUAAAGAAUGUAAUUAUGGCUUAUGUCAUAUUAUAGAUAAGGAUAAUUGUCCUGUUUUACCUCAAUUAUUUUGCGAUUUUUGUAGUAUUUACAGCUGCGAUCUAUGUAACAUUGUCAAUGGCUGUUAUCCUUCAUCUUUAUACAUAGGUGAAUUUUAUUUAACCUACAAUAAUCAUUGAAAACUCUUAAAGCAUCCAGACUUUCAGUUUUACUAUGUGACUUCAACUCAGAAAGGGCUUUACCCAGCAGGAAAUGGGACUGUGAUUUCUCCAUUUGAAACAAUUGAUUAUGCAUUGCAGUCUAAACUGUCUAGCGAAAGCUUAUUGGAUCCACCUAUAUUGCGAAAUCAAAUACUUUAUUUCUAUUUAUAUAACGAUGGAAAUUAUAGUUUAACUGACUGUAAUCCUUUAGGAAAAGCCUCAUCUGUUGUAAUAGCCUCAUAUGAUGGGAGUAAGGUUUUGAUAAAGAUUAAUGGAUGAUCGAGGCUUUCAUGCUCAAUGGUUUCUUAUAUCAAGUUUGAAAAUGUGAUUAUUGAUGGAUCUGGACAGGAUAAUGGGUGUAAUUCUAUAUAUUGCGAUUAUUGUGCAUAUAGGUUUUAUAAUGAAAGUGACGGCUAUUAUAGUCCGAGCCUCCUUUAGGCUCAGUAUUCCUGGAAUCUCACUAUGUUUACCUGAAAGGGCUGGAUAGCCAAUUUCAUAAAUAGUUAUUCUAUUUGCAUUUGGAUAGAUUUGAGAGACUAAAUAGCUUUUAUGUAUAGAGAGUCAUUUGAGAUCCUGAAUUAAAGGAGCCUUGGGUAUACUAUAAUGAUAGAAAUCAGCGCAUUUCGCGAAAUAUAUCUUUAGAUAGCUGCAAGAUUGACAAAACUGGGAGUCUUAGCCUAUUUUAUGCUAAAUCUGCAUUUACAUUAACGAAUGUUGAAAUUAGAAAUUUUAGAUUCAAUUAUGACUCCAUUAUAUCUGGGAAUGGGACAAUUGAGCUAAUUAAUGUAAUUUUUGAUAAUAUAUGACUAAGUGGAAAAGAAGCAAAUGCAGUUGUGCAUUCAUAUGGAAAUUUUACUUACAAAGGAGGCUCUGUGACUAGACUAAAUAACGGAUUUGAAUUUGAAGACCCACUUGAUUUCCGAGGAUUUUUAUAUUCUGAAUCUUAUUCGACUUUUACUAUAAAAAAUGUGGAUUUUAAAUAUAAUUUGGUUUAUUUAAAACCACAAAGCUCUCUUUCGACUGGUUCACUAAUAUAUAUUAGUAAUUUGAGAAAAUUUGAAAUUGAUAACUGCACUUUUAUGUAUAAUUUUUGUGAAACAGGGAUAUUUUACAGCAAUUUAAAUAUAGAAAGUUAUGAUUCUAGUUUUAAUGAAACUUGAUAUUUAACUUAUGUGACUAUUUCUCACAUAGACAUUAAGAACACCAAUUUUAUAUCCAACUAUGGAAAAUUUGGAUUAAUCCGUGUAGAGUUUCUCGGUUUGCUAUUAAAUGUUCACCUAAGCAAUUUGACCAUUGAAUCAAAUGGAGCAGAAAGCGAUUCAUUAAUUUAUAUAUACAACUCUGCAGUAUUAGAUUAUUAUAAAACCAAAACAACCCAAACUAUUGUUUUUAACAAUUUUAGAUACGUUAAUGUCAUUUCAGUUCCAAGAUGAUGCAAAUUUAUUGAUAUUUCUUUCAAAAAUAAUCAUGCCAAAGGAAUGAUCACUACAGUAAAUUUGGUUAAUUUUGAUUUAAAAAAUUUGACUAUAGAUUCUAAUGGAUCUCCGUACGAAGACUCAAAUGUCAAUUCUCUAAUUCUUAAAUAUUUUAUUGAAAAUAGGGAUGAUUGAGACUUAUAUAUAAGUAACCCAAAAUAUAAUACAAAAGCUGUAGAUUGUGAAUUUAUGGUGAGUUUAUCGAAAUCAAUUAAUUUAUAUAUCGAAGGUGUUAACAUUACAAAAAAUAUCUGCAGAAAUUCAUCACCAACUUUCAUAAUUGAUAAGUCAAAUUCCAAUAACUUAAAUUCUCUAAGCUGUUCUGGAAAUAUUGGAAAUGGAAAAUUGCCAGUGUGCUUUUAUUUUACAGGAUCUUACGAUAGAAAUUUCACUAAUUCAAAAUUUAUUGAGAAUAUAAACAAUUACAUUUCAGGGUAUGGAGCAUUAGGAGUAGAGAGUGAGAAUACUUUAUAUAUAUCAAACUGUUCUUUCAAUAAUAACCUAGCAGGUUUAUCCCCUGCAGUUUACUUUUCAGGAGUGAGCAUCUUUAUUGAGUCUUCAAUCUUUGAUUCAAAUGAAUCAAGGCAGGGCAAUGGUGGAGCCUUAUAUUUUGUUUCUUUAUUGCAAAAUAGUAGAAUGUCGUCGCUUAUUAUAUCAUCAAGUGAUUUUAUUCGAAAUUCAGCUUCUUCUAAUGGAGGAGCAAUUUUUUUGAUUCAGAGCUCAAGGUCAUUAGAAAGUCUUGACUUUAAAAUUUUGGAAUCAAAUUUUAUAGGAAAUUAUGCAAAUAAUGGUGCAGCCUUAUAUAUAGAUAGCUCAGUAGCACUUUCUAAAGAGUCAGUUAUAUUAAUUUCUAAUUUCAGUGAAAAUGUUUCAAAACAGUCAGGAACUAUAAUGCUAUAUUUCAGCAGUGGAAUUUUAUCGUUUAAAUCGUGUGUUUUCAUUGAAAAUUCUUCAUAUUUGGCAGCUGUUUUGGCAAUUGAUAUAGUGGAAGAUACAAAAAAUUUGCCUUCAAAAAUAUGCAUUGAGCUCUCUAUUUUCAGAAAAAAUACUGGAAACUCAGUUAUAUAUACAGAAAGCCAAAAUAGAAAGUCAACUAUUGAAACUAAGAAUUCUGUUUUUGAACACAACAAUGCAAGAGUCGCUUUUUUGAAUUUUGAUUAUUUUACAGAUAAUGGUUCUGUUUUUCAGUUUAAUUUUGCUCCUUAUGGAUCUUGUUUUUACCUUCGAAACUCUGCUAUUUUGUAUGCAAGCUCAUCACAAUUUUUAAAUAAUACAUGUGAGAAAGACGGAGGAGCGAUAUCAAUUACUUCGAAAUCGUUUUUUUAUUGUGAAAGUUGUUCAUUUAUUCAAAAUAAAGCAAAAAGAAAAGGUGGAGUACUAAACGCUGAACAAGAGUCUCAAUUUUUUAUAUUAAAUUCAAAAUUCGAAAAAAAUUCAUGUGAAAAUGAUGGGUCUGCAAUCUAUGCUUUUAACUGCAAUUUGAUAGCUUCUUCACUAAUUUUAUCCCGAUUUUCCAACAAUUAUGCAUCAAACUUAGGUUUGAUUAAUUUAGUUAGCUCAAAAAUAAAGAUCUCAUCAUCCAUUUUUAGCAAUAAUUCAGCUGAGGGAUACAGCCCAGGAUUAUCACUAACAUAUUCGAAUGCAGAAAUAUAUGAUUCAAAAUUUGAAAAUCAAAGAAGUACUUCAGGAAGUUUUAUAUAUUUAUUAGCUGAAAGCAAUGCAUAUGUAGCUAAUGCAUCCUUUUAUAAUGGAAAAUCAAGUGAAAGAGGUGGAGCAAUUUAUGCAAGCUCAAGCGCAUUAUUAAUCAGUGACUCAUUUUUUAACAAGUUAUCGUCUCCUUAUGGUGGUGCAAUUUAUGCUUCUUUUGAUAGCAAAAUAUCCAUCAAUAGCUCGAAUUUUAUUGAUAUAGAAAGCCCUAAUGGAGGUGGAGUUAUCAAUGCGAAUCAAGUUGAAUUAUCAAUUGAAAAUUCAAUUUUUAAUAAAUUUUCUGUUACAGGAAUAUAUGGAAAACAAAUAAAAAAGCUAGAAAUUGUAAAUUCUUCGUUUAGCAAUGGCUCAGGAAAUGAUGGAGGAGCCCUUUAUUGUGAUUCAUGCAAAAACAUAGAAAUUAUUUAUUGUAAUUUUGCAAAUAACUUUGCAUCUCUAUAUGGAGGUGCUUUAUUUUUUAAAUCUGCAAAAGAUAUCAGUAGCAACGUUAAUAUUACUUCAAGUCAAUUUUUAAAUAAUUCGGCAGAAAAUGGAGGAGCAAUAUACUCGAAUAACGCAAAUUUAAAAAUAAUUUUUUCCAAUUUUAAGCAGAAUAAAGCUAUUUCAGGCCAAGACUUAACAUAUAAAAACAUUGAUAGUGGGAUUGGAGGGGGAGUCAAUAUGAACUGUUUCGAUACAAAAAAAUGUAAAUUUGAUAUUAAUUCAAGCAACUUUGUUGAAAAUUUCGCAGAGUAUAAUGGUGGAGGUGUCAGCUGAGAUGACCAAACUCCUUCACUUUUCAAUAAUACAUACAAGAAUAAUGCAGCUCAAUAUGGUAAAGAUAUAGCUUCAUAUCCAAUCAAGCUAAUGCAAGUAAAAGCAGAUGGCAGUUUAGCAGAUUUUAAUAGCAAAAGAUUAUUAUCAGACCCUGUUUCAAGCCUAAAUUUAACAGAAAUCGCACCUGGACAACGCAUUAAAAAUCAACUGCAAAUUGCUUUGGUUGACGAUUUAAAUCGUAUCAUAGCCACUGAUAAUAUUAGUGAAGCUGUGCUUAAAUCUACAAGUUUAACAACCCAAAUUUCAGGAAUAACAAAAGUUACUGCAUCAAAAGGAAUAUUUAACUUCUCUGAACUUGUUAUUUCUGCUGAGCCUGGAUCGAAUAUUCAAAUAAUUGCUACCUCUUCAGCAAUUGAUAUUUCCAAAAUAAAAUCUUCAGGUCAAAGCAAUUAUAGCCAAAAUUUAAUAUUAAAUGUGAAUAUGAGAAAAUGCAAAAUUGGAGAGGUCAUAUCAGGAAAAAGUUGUCAAAUAUGUCCCCAAGGGUUUUAUAGUUUGAACCCAAACUUAAUUUCUUGUCUUUCUUGUCCCGAUGAAGCUCAAUGCCUUGGAAAUUAUACAAUGGUUCCACGCCCUGGAUAUUGGAGAGACAAUAUGUAUACAGAUAAAUUUUGAAAAUGCCCAAAUACUUCAUCUUGUUUAGGCUCACCUAAUAUAAAUAAUAUUUCAUAUACAGGUGAAUGCAGCAAAUCCUACAAGGGCAAUAAGUGUGAAUCUUGCCAAGCAGGAUUUUCUUAUACUUCAAGCAAUAGAUGCGAGGAGUGUCCAGGAUAUAAAACUAACGUUUUAGUGACUAUAGGAAUAACAAUAGGGUUAAUUAUUUUAUUGGCGAUUAUAAUAAAAACAACAAGAAAAUCAGCUCUAAAGCCAAAAUCACAAACUUCAAUUUUCAUAAAAAUAUUUUUGAAUUAUUUUCAAAUGAUCAUUUUAGUGUCCACUUUUAAGCUCAAUUGAUCAUCUGAAGUUUUAACCCUUUUUAAUAUUCAAAAUAAUGCAGAUUAUAUAUAUCAGCAAAUUUACUCAUGCCAAUGCUUAUUUGGAGAAAAUGACAACAGAAAUUUAGUUUAUUUCAAAAUUCUUAUUAUGGUGGCUUUAAUUCCAGCUGUUAUGCUAGUUUUGAGUUUAUUUUUUUGGAUUAUUAUAAAAUUAGUCAAAACUUCAUAUAAAACAUUUUGGGAUGAUUUUAUAUCAACUGGGAUUAUUUUACUGUUUUUAAUUCAUCCAAGCGUAGUGAGAAAAAUGUUUGCUUCAAUGAAUUGCACAGAAAUAAAUCCUGGCGAAUAUUGGUUAGAAGAAAAUCUUGAUAUAAGAUGCUGAAAUUAUGAUCACAUAGUUUAUGUGGCAACCAUUUCAUUGCCAUCUAUUAUUUUAUGGGGAAUUAUUUUGCCUACAGUUUGCUUGAUAAAUAUUAUUAGAAAUAAAAGCAGACUUAGUGAUUUAGGUGUGCGCCUAAGAUAUGGAUUUCUUUUCAAUGGAUACAAAGAUAAUCUCUAUUUUUGGGAAUUUAUCAUUUUGUAUAGUAAAGUUAUUCUUAUUUGCUGUUCAGUUUUUUUAGCAAGAAUAUCUUUAAAAAUUCAAGCAAUAAUUGUGGCUAUUUUAUAUUCAAUAUAUUUACGACUACAGUAUUCAAACAACCCUUAUAUUGAGCCUAAUCUAAAUCAAAUGGAAUUAAGGCUGAGGAUAGUGUGUGCAGUCACUAUAUGAAGUGGACUUUACUAUUUAAUGGGAUCUUUAGAUGAAAAAGCUGGAUACUUUUUCUUUGCGACUAUUUUAAUAGCAAAUUGCUAUUUUUUAAUUUAUUGAUCGUUUUGCGUCCUCAAAUCGAUUUCUCGAUCAAUAAUUAAUAAACUUAAGAACCUCAGAAAAUCAAAAAAAGUGGCAAAUUGUUCAGACGAAAACAGUUAUAAAAGUGAUGAUUCAAAAGCAGCUUUCAAUCGAAUUGAAGUUUCCCUAGCAUCAAAUAGUAUAUCAAUCAAUGAAAGCCACUCUCUAGAAGAUAAAGAGAGUAUUCAAUAA